AUGAAUUUGCGCAGCUUCCUUUACACCCAAGCACAACGAGAGCUGGUAAGAGGGUGGUGUCUCGAGGGGAAACUCUCCUUUACUGGAAAAAAGUGCUUCUUCACGAAUGAAGCAAAACCGUUUAAGGUCGGAAUCAUUGGAGCUGGGCCAUCGGCCCUCUACUGCUGCAAGCAUUUAUUAAAACAUGAACGAGUUAAAGUUGACAUUUUUGAGAAGCUACCGAACCCUUAUGGCCUCAUCAGGUAUGGGGUGGCCCCAGAUCACAUUAAUGUGAAGAAUACGUACAAAACUUUUAGCCCCGUUUUUUUAAGCGCCAAUUACAGAUUUUUUGGAAAUGUUCAUGUAGGGGUGGACCUAACAAUGGAGGAACUUCGGAACCACUACAACUGUAUCAUCUUCUGUUGUGGUGCAUCUGAAGUGGAAAUGCCCAUUUUGCAGAAAGAUGAGGAUAACACACUAAUCGGGAAUAAAAACAAUCACAUAAGACAGAGCGGCAUUUUCCAUGCACGGGAUCUCAUCUACUUUUACAACAACAUGUACAACGAUAUGCGAUGCAAAGCAGUAGACAAUUACCUAAAUUCAUUCGAAAAUUUCACCACCUCUGUCAUCAUAGGGAACGGAAAUGUGUCUCUUGAUAUAGCACGCAUAUUGAUAAAAUCUCCUGAUGAUUUAAAUAAAACGGAUAUCAGCAGUGACUACCUGAAGGCGAUAAAGAGACAUAAUAUUAAACACAUCUACAUUGUUGGACGCAGGGGAUUCUGGCAAUCAUCUUUUACGAAUGCAGAGCUCAGGGAAUUAAUUUCGUUAGAAAAUACCAAAGUUAUUUUAAGUAAAAAAAAUUAUGAUCUCUGUUGCGUUUUAAAAAGCGAUGAGGAGGGAAAUACAAAUAUGAAAAAAAGGCAACAUGAAAUUUUCCAAAAAAUGGUAAAAAAUUAUGAAGAAGUGGAAAAAAAUAAAGAAUUCUACAAAACACAUAAAAUUAUCGAAUUCAUUUUUUACUCACAAAUAAAAAAAGUACAAGCCAUAGACAGUUCAAUGAAGAAUGUAGAAUUUGAAUUGAACAAAAAUGUCCCCAUGUCCUAUUCGUCUUUUAAAGAAAACAAAGUUUUGGUAACUCCAUUGAUAAUCUUCGCUACGGGAUUUAAAAAAAGCAAUUUCACAGAAAAUUUGUACAAUCAAUCUAUUCAAACAUUUAAGGAAGAUAUAGGGCAGAACAAGUUUGGAAUUUUCAAGGCAGGCUGGUUUGAUAAAGGACCCAAGGGAAAUAUAGCAAGUCAAAUUUUGAACUCCAAAAAUUCUACACAUCUUGUUUUAAACUUCCUUCAGAAAGUGAAUAUCUUUUUUGACAAUGACAUUUCGAUCUUGUUAAAACAGAAGCAAAUUUCCUAUGUCUCCUUUGAUGACUGGAUUUACCUCCACCAGCUAGAGAAACAAAUGGGGGCACAGAAAAAUAAAAUUGGCCAAAAGUUUUCUCAAAUAGGGGAGGUGUUGCGUAUACUCAAAGACAGAAUGGGGAAAAGCCACUGA
Plasmodium knowlesi strain H is the source of this 1527-nucleotide messenger RNA. RefSeq names its product adrenodoxin reductase, putative. The record is from RefSeq and is a predicted model, not a curated record. The coding region runs from base 1 to 1527 and encodes 508 amino acids. Gene Ontology annotation, molecular function: oxidoreductase activity. Lineage: Eukaryota; Apicomplexa; Aconoidasida; Haemosporida; Plasmodiidae. The transcript has a single exon.